Messenger RNA from Ostreobium quekettii, 3933 nucleotides. Lineage: Eukaryota; Viridiplantae; Chlorophyta; Ulvophyceae; Bryopsidales; Ostreobiaceae. The record is from the annotation of a GenBank genome assembly.
AUGGUGGCGCUGCACGAGCUCGUCCUGGGCACCUGCUUCGACGACCUGGCGGUGGCCGUGCACCGCGCGGGUCCGACCGCCGGACGGGUGCCCCAGGGCCAGCUGGCGGCCUGCGUGGCCGACGGCACCGGAUACGCGCUGGUGCUGUACUCCGUGGACGGCGACGUCGGGGGCAUGGAGGAGGGCCAGGCGUACAGGAUAUCGGGGAGGGUCGGUUCAUGCGAUGGUCAGAUGCAGCUCCAGGUUGGGCGCUCCUGGGCUAAAGCGGAUGCUCAUGAGGCAUUGGUGACGAGCCUGGCUCGCAACCCGGCAACUGAUUCGUCCCUGGUAGAGCGCUGGUUUGGAGGUGCCUUGGUGAGGCCACAUCCCAACGGCGAUCUGGAGAUGCUUCUGAGGAGUGGCAUAGAUGAGCUGCCAGUUCCAGAAGUGCUGUCCAAGAAUCUGGAAACAGAGAAAGCUGCAGCUUCAAGGUCCAUUGUCGAAGGGCAGCAGCUGCCCCCUGGCUCCUUCGUGCUCCUGCCCACCCUGCCAGUGGCAAGGUAUGAGGCAGGAAGCACACCACGGAUUCACCAAGUGUAUGCCGCUAUGCAGACAAGCGCAGCCUUGCCAACAGCACAGCGUCCUUCAAGCACAUGGGUGUCAACAAAGGACCUGCACAGCAGCUGCCCUGCAGAUUGGGCUGGCAUGCUUUCCAGAUUGGCGGACGAUGUGGAGCGAGCAGCUCAAAGUGGACUUGUUGAUUUUGCGUGCACAUGGCAGGGGGACAGGUUUCCUUCCAGGGGGCUAGGGCUUCGCACACAGCCGGUUACACCUCUGCCCGUGACCCUGCUAAGCGGUUUUCUAGGGAGCGGCAAAACAACCCUGGUGAAGCACAUCUUACAGAAUAGAGACAAUCUGAAGGUUGCAGUGAUUGUGAAUGACAUCGCGGCAGUCAAUGUUGACAAGGAAAUACUGCAGAAUAGCAGCUUGAUACGGGCAGAUGAUCGUAUCAUUGAAAUGCAGAAUGGUUGCAUGUGCUGCUCUCUUCAAAACGAACUGCUGGAGGAAGUGGCAGGCCUAGCCAGGGAUGGCAGGUUUGACCACCUGGUGAUAGAGAGCACUGGUGUUGCCGAGCCCAUGCAGGUCGCUGAGACGUUCACUCUAAUCUGUGGAGUGGGACAAAAUCCCCUCAGAGACAUCGCAAAGCUGGACACAUGCGUUACAGUUGUGGAUGCCGCCAACAUGAUGUCGAAUUUCAGCAGCAUAGAAACUAUGGCAGAAAGGGAAGGAAAGGGUGGCAGCACAAACGAUGGGAAGAAUGUUGUGGGCCUCCUGGUGGAGCAGAUCGAGUUUGCCGAUGUUCUGCUGCUCAAUAAGGUGGACCUGGUGUCAUGGGAUGACCAGUGCAGGAUGAAUGGCUUGUUGCGGGCUUUGAACUCUGAUGCUGAAAUCAUUCCAACAUCAUUCUCGAAAGUCGAUUUGAAGAAGGUGGUUAACACAGGGAGGUUCAGCUUUGAGAAGGCCCAGUCAUCCGCAGGAUGGUUGAAAGCCAUCAAGGCAGGCGACCUUGAUCGUGGGACGCCGGCGACAAAAUACGGCGUCUCCAGCUUUGUGUACAGCUCCCGUCGCCCCUUUCACCCCCGCAGGCUGUACACACUCCUUUGCUCCAACUUUGUGCUGCAGCAACAAGGAGAGCCACCGCUGGAAGAGAACUUUGCAGAGGGCAAGGAUGAAAAGGGAUCACAUGGGGCACUUCCCAGCGACAGUGGCAUCUGGGCUCGCGCACCUGCAGCACGCACCAUGGGCAGCGAACCAGGCCAGGCCACUGCACAGCACACGGGCAGUGCACAAUUUCAGGAAGUGGCUGAUCGUGUUGCAGAGGCAGCACAGGCUGUGGUGCAGUUCCUGCAGAACUCGGGCGCAGUCAAUCCGCAGGCGGCUGUGGCUGCCUGUGCCGCCAAUGCGGCUGCCUCUACAGCUGCCCUUGCAGCCUCCGUGGUUUAUGACCUCGGCAUGAAUUCGAAGGGCGGGAAUGUUGGAGAUAAGAACCUGGGGGUGGCUGCAAGGGAAGCACCUCUCUGUGCUGUGCUAAGGUCGAAAGGGCUUGCAUGGUUGGCAACCAGGGGUGAUCUUUGUGCUGAGUGGAACCAAGCGGGGCAGAUCAUGCAAUUCUCGACAGGUGGUCCUUGGUACUGCAGCCUCCCCGAUGAUGCAUGGCCCAGUGAGCCAGAGGAGAUAGCUGCCAUUAAAGAGGAUUUCGUGGAUGGCAUCGGUGACCGCAGGCAGGAACUGGUGUUCAUUGGUAUUGACAUGAACAAAGCAGUGCUGAACAAGAUGUUGGAUGCUUGCCUGUGCACUGAUGAGGAGAUGAAGGCUGUGAAGACACUCGAUGAUCCCUUCAAUGUGUGGCCAUCCAUUGAGGAGUUGUUGGAUUAUGAUGAGGAAGAAGACGAAGAGAGUGAAAGCGACGACGGUGAAGGGGAAGACGACGAUGAUUCAGAAGAACAGUCCCAUGAAGAUGAAGAGCCCCAAGUGGGAAACGAUGGUGCUUUGGAUGAGUUGGCACAGAGCAGAGAGGCCAGCUCAACUGUUGAGAGAGAGGUUGCUACGCCUGAGAGAUGGAGACCUGGGAGUGUGAUGGAUGUGGAAGGAGGGGGUCGCGAUGCACAGAGGCUUCUCGAUGAAGCCACCACUGAUCUUGCCAUCAUUCAGUGGCAUGCUGAUUGGUACCAAGAUAGUGCAGCUGCAUCAAAACGAUUGGAUUGUUUCGCCACUGAGAACAGUGAUGUGUUGUUCAUGCGGAUAGACGUCACUUCAAACGAAGAUAACCGAGCACUUGCAAUGGAGAAGGUAACGAGGCGUAGUGACUCCAGGCGCAGAGGAGCGCACCCUGUGCUGAAGUCAGGAGAGCGUUUCCCCUGUGUAACGAUUCAUCAACCCCCUAGUUUGCAACCUGUGCGGGCUAUUUCAGGGGAAGGCUGCACAAGGGAUUUGGAACAGCUGUUGCACCAGCGCAAGCAAACGAUGCAGCCCAUGCAAUCCAGCCAUGCAACAGAAACAGAGGCGCAGCCACAUGCGGCACCGGAAAGUUCUGGCCCCGUUGCCGCAGUCUCUGCUGCUGCUGCAGCCGCCCCUGACAAGGAGGUCAUGAGCAGAGACCCCCCCCUUUCAGGGGACGACGUUGGACCUCAGAGGCUGCCCCCUCGCGAUCCCAACACGGGCACAUCGCAAGUGUCACUUGCAAUCCCAGAGACACCGCGACAGGCGCCCCGCAUCCUGGAACUGGACCAGGGCGGCUACUCAGGCCAAGGGACACCUCGCACGGAGGAUGAGAGCUCACUUUCGAGCCCCGCCGUUGGCACACCGCAGGCAGUGCUGGCAGUGCCGGAGACGCCGCGCCUGCCCCUCCGUGUGGGGGAGCUGACACAGGGUGCUUCAGAACUGAAGAGAAUGCUGGAGGGCGCAAAGGAGCACAGCCAGAGCCUCAUCGUCUUGUGGUCUUUGGGCAGACCUGAUGGCCAUGCAGAGGUCAUGCAGGCAAUGGAAUCCCUCGCAGAGUUGCAUGCAGAUGUGCUGUUUGCCACGGCAGACCCCUCCACAUCAGGGCCAAACCAGUUGCUGGCUGAUAGCCUCCAGAUUAAAUCCCCCCUGACAGCCCACUGUUAUCGUGAGUUCCAGCUGGUACGACACGUGGAGGAUGUGGAUCCUCCCAAGAUGGAGAAGUUGGUGGACAGAGUGCGAAGCCAACACGAUGCAGCACAAGAUUCUCUACGGACGGGCUCAGAUGUCCAAGCCAUGCCUCCAGCGGAGUCGACAUCUGUGUGGGACCCUCCCACUGGCAAGCAGGCCAAGAGCGGGGUCAGCAGGAAGUUUGACAAGAAGGGCGUGGCCACGUUCUGGCCAAAGAUGCCUUGUUUGAAGUGUGGAUGUCCCUGGUGGCUUGGCACUGCAUGA